Messenger RNA from Athalia rosae (coleseed sawfly), 7877 nucleotides. It is a transcript of the gene Pi3K68D, whose product is annotated as phosphatidylinositol 4-phosphate 3-kinase C2 domain-containing subunit beta. The record is from RefSeq and is a predicted model, not a curated record. The coding region runs from base 979 to 6342 and encodes 1787 amino acids. Gene Ontology annotation, molecular function: 1-phosphatidylinositol-3-kinase activity; phosphatidylinositol binding; 1-phosphatidylinositol-4-phosphate 3-kinase activity. Gene Ontology annotation, biological process: cell migration; phosphatidylinositol-3-phosphate biosynthetic process; phosphatidylinositol 3-kinase/protein kinase B signal transduction. Lineage: Eukaryota; Metazoa; Arthropoda; Insecta; Hymenoptera; Athaliidae. Gene Ontology annotation, cellular component: cytoplasm; phosphatidylinositol 3-kinase complex; plasma membrane. The transcript has 25 exons.
GAGAAAGUAAAUUAAACCCUCGGAUUCAUUGCUCGUUCCAAUCCUUAGCGUAUGACGAUCAAUUAAUACAAAUGGUCUUCAUAGAAAAUUUAAAUAGAAUUUAUUAGCAUCAAGAAAAAUGCAACCGAAAAGAUACUGAUGCAUCAUGAAAUGAGAGUCCACGUUAUUCAAACAAAAGUUUUUUUACCGAACAAAGUUUUAUGAUAAAAUUCUGAAAAAUGGUUCAAACGAAUGUUUUUCGUUGAUUUAAUGAACACUUUUGUUAUCUGCUUGGCACACAUUUAGACAACACUUUUUUGUUGUGAAAAAAUAUUUAUCCUGAGUAGUAGGAGAUGAAUUGAUACGUAUGUAUCAUGAUGUUUCAAUAAUAAGUAUUUGAAUUUAUAAACAAGUAGACCCAUGCGUUUGGUAAUCAACAAUUUACAAAUACUUUGAAUAAUUCAAACAAAUUUUUUUAUCUGACGCCCGAGGUAUGGAAAAAAUCUACUGUAUGGCACGAAAGAAGAUCAAUUAUCUACAACAUACAUAUACUCUUGCUUGUGCUGUUCCGCCGAGUUAAAACAAACAAGAUAAUGAAAUUUCUAUUUAUAACACGAGAAAAAAGAUUGAAUCUUCCCUUCGGUCGACGAUUAAAGUGCGUUAUAAAGUUUGGCAUUUAAUAUUGGAGUUGAACGCAAAAUUUUUGAAUUUAAAUUUUCGAUUGCAGUUCGAAAGAGAGAGAGGGGAUAUGCAGCGUGAAGUUUGUUCAGAAUCCGCAACUGACUUCGGUAUGCUUCCUGACAGUAGUUCGAUCGCGUAUACACGGCGUACGGGAUAGAGGACUUAGGUUGUGGGCUGUUACGGGUGUUACGCGUCUGUUACUGUGAAUUACAAAUGUCACGUCUCUGAACUGUGACGGUGUUUAGCUCCCACUUCUUGAUUCUUAUUCAUGAACUUUUUAUAAGAGCCUAAUUGUAAUACAUUUAUUAUCAUGCCAGGAUGUCAAACUACCGUGGGAAUACACAUACUCAUAGGCAACCGGUGAUAGAUUAUGAUCGCCAAUUUCAAGAGGACUUGGAACGGGCACAGGCCCUCAGCUUGGAAAGUUUGGCGCUAGAAAAAUUUAGAUUACAAAAAGAACAGCUGGAAUAUACUGGCCAUGUUCGGCGGACCUAUGAUUUGCCACAUGGCAAGCACAAUAAUAGCAACGAUAAUAGCAUUGCAACUGAGAUUGAUGGGGCACCUAGCAGCGAUGGGCUUCUCUUGAGAAGUCGCCCUAGGCCAGGAUCAUUCAAUACCGGUCAACCAAGAACUAUGGCUAUAAUUGCGCCUCCACCUCCGGUUCCAUACAGAAGAAAUUCGUCUACAUCUGGAGGUCCAAGUCGAGGAUCUACAACUGAUUUAAUUAAUUUUACAAGUCCCAUAAAACAAGAUGGUCUUGGUCCGUAUUGUACACCACCACCUCCUCCACCUAAACCUUUGCUAUUCAGUAAAGCACCAAUCGAGCCAAAAUGGGACAACCAUCCCUCUUUGAUGAAAAGAGUUCCAAGAGUAUCUCGUAGUAAUAGCUCUGCAAGCUCCCAUCAGUCUCGAGCCUUGAGAUAUCACUCUCCAUCACCAGGACCAAGUUCAUCAUCUCCUUUAUGCACACCUGGAACACCUAGUACCCCUGGUAUUAGUCCUGUAAUGCCCAGAUCAAGCAGCAUUAAUAGUAAUCCAUCGGAUAGUAUUCCACAGAUUCCUCCUCUACCAGCAAACUAUCGUUCAUGUGCAAGCCCAUCAGUAUCCGGCGUUUCAACUCCGACAUUUGCUGUGGACAUCAGGCAGCUAGAUGUCCUUAAAGUAAUAGAGAAAAAACCAAAUGGUAAUCUGAUAGACUUGAGUACGUUCGAUCAAAACGAGGAUAAAGCUAAUGUCAGAGUUAGCGUUCUUGAGGCCUUUGACCCACUACUUGUAAAGACUGAAGUGAAUGAUGACGCCAGUAUGGCAGCUAAGGAUGGUAACAAGUCCAUAGAACAAGAUACAGAAUCGCAACUUAGUGGAUCAGUGUACGAUCCUUUCGAUCCAUUCGACUACAUGUAUAGUACAAAUGAAAGUGUGAAUUCGGAUCCAGUUUAUGCUGCUGUUGAAAAAUCUGCAAAAUCACCCGCAAUAUCCCCAGCAGCACCUCCCCCACUUCCACCAAGAAACUCAUCUGCAUGGAACACCAUUGAAAGACGACGAACGUCAUUGGAUCGUCGUCAAAAGAGACACACUCGGCUUUAUGAAAAUAUUACAGUAGUUAAAGCCAGAGCAUCGCUACAUGAUUGUGACCUCAAAGCCUUUCAUCAAAUGAUUAAAUCAGUCAGAAGUGAAUUCCCAUUCAAUAACCCUAGUACAAAUAUCGGUCAUAUAGUCAGCUCUAUGAUGGAAAACAUGUACCCGGAUGGGACCAGUAUAAAGAUUGUCGUACACCCGCAAAUUCCUACUGACAGUGAAGGACCAAUUGCACCAAUCUCUUUUACUUGCGAUGUGAAUUGUAGUGUUGAACACGUUAUACUGAAUGUAGCAUGCACCUUAGAUGACGACGAUACAGUUAAUGUGGAUAAAUAUUGUUUGAGAGUCUUGGGAUUGGCUGAAUACCUCUGUCCAAACACAACUUUAGCUCAGUAUGAAUAUGUACACCAGUGUAUCAAGUUAGAAAAAGACAUCGAAUUGGCGAUUGUUACCAGAAGGCAAUUGAAACGAUCCCUUGCUAGAACACUACAAGACGAUAAUCGGGAUCAAUGCUUGCGGUUGGAAGAAAUUCUACCCAAUGAACCUGUUCAGCCAAUAUCCUAUGACACGUUAAUUAUUUUGUUAGAAACUGUAGAAAAAGAGAUGGAACGUGUCGAAGCAACUGCUCUACAAAUGGCCACAGCUGAACAUAUUUCUAGUCUAUUCUCGCAAUUCAAGCCCCGUGGCGUUCUCCAGGCAGUGAAAGCAGUCUGUGCCUUGAUGGGUAAUAUAGAAACUGUGGAAAUAACGGAAGCCGUUGACAAUUUUGUACAUGCUUUUUGCCAGUUCUUGCCAUCAGCCCACACAGCGAAUAAUGAGUGUAAAAAACCUGAUGCCUUGCACGAAGAAGGAGAUUACUCUCCUGUAGCAUUAAGAACCAAAUUUCCAGAAGUGAUAGCCUCAAAUUGUCAUACAAUUCGAGAUGCUAUCCAAGAUCUAGUUGAAACCUAUUGUCACGCAUUUCGAGUUGAUUUUCAAUUAAAUACCAGAGGAGAAAAUCCAACGACUACGUUAGAUUCAUCUGAAGUCAUUGAUACAGUUCUUGUCAGAGUCUGCGCACUCCACAGAUUGCCAAGUACUUGGAAACAUGAUGACUAUAUAAUCGCUGCUCAAAUAUUCCAUGGAACUAGACCUGUUGGCCAAGCAGUUGUCUCUGAACCCAUGGCAAUUAGCUCAAGCUUUUACCCGAGAGUUUUAUUCAAUGCUUGGCUUGAAUUUCAUGGAAUAAGUGUAUGCCAAGUACCAAGAGAGGCUCGACUAGUUCUAGUAGUCUAUGGUCGAACUAUGCAACCUACUGAACACGAUGCUUCCUCUUCAGCUGAAGGCUCAAUGCAUAAGGAAGAGCUCGGCUGGGGAGCGCUUCAAUUUUGCGAUUAUGAAGGAGUAAUGAGUCAAGGUAGCUAUUUCCUCACUUUGUGGCCACCCAAUGCAGAUAAGAGAUUAGGACCUGCUCCAGCACCUGGAAUCCAUCCACAUGGUAAUGUUCAGCCAAUAAUCGGACUAGAGCUGCCAGACUAUGGUGGAAAAGUAUUAUUUCCAACGGAACUUCGAGAUCACGAUGUUAAAUCUCUCGAUUUCAACUCGCUGGAUCAUAAUACCCAAGAAUUGCUCAUAGAUAUAACACAACAAGACACAUUCUUCAGGCCUCCUUUGGAAGAAAGAGAGAUCUUAUGGGAAAAGAGACAUUAUUUACACGACAGACCCGAAGCAUUACCUAAAGUAUUGCUUGCAGCACACAGUUGGGAUUGGGCUUGUUUGCCAGACUUACAUGCCUCUUUACGAGUUUGGCAUUCUUUACCACCAGUUCAAGCAUUACAGUUACUCCUACCCUGUUUUCCUGAUAUGAAAGUCCGAGAAAUGGCAGUAAGCUGGAUUCGUGAUCUAACUAGCGAUGAACUAAUAGACUAUCUCCCGCAACUGUUGCAAGCUCUGAAACAUGAGACGUACGAAGCAUCUCCUCUAGCCCGUUUUCUUCUUGAACGAGCACUUCUGUCUCCUAGUGUCGCUCAUCACAUCUACUGGCUCUUGACCCAAUCACUACCGGGCCAGAGUCCACAGAAUUCUACCGAUGGGCAUGGAGAAGAUGAUGGUAGCAACGUUAGUGCCUUUCGCUACCAUAGAAGAUUACAAUUAAUGCUGCGAGCUUUGUUAGCUGUAGUUGGAGAUGCUCUGAGGAACAGUUUUCUUACACAGCAAUGUCUAGUCAAGAAUCUUCACGAGGUAGCCGAAAAUAUUAAAACUACCAAAGAUUCCUUAAAAAUGGAGGUCCUCAAAAAUGGCCUACAAAAUAUCAACAGUCAACUAAUGCUAAACGAGGGGACAUGCUUACCUUUAUCGCCGAGUAUAGAAGUAUUCGGAAUUAAUGUCCAAACUUGUUCUUAUUUUCCAUCAUUUACCUUGCCUCUGAAGAUCAGUUUUGUCAGUAGAGACAAUGCGAUCAUUCCUGCGAUUUUUAAGGUUGGUGACGAUUUACAACAAGACAUGUUAACUCUUCAAAUGGUCCGUAUAAUGGAUAAACUUUGGCUAAAAGGUGGUCUCGACUUGAAAAUGGUUACCUUUGCUUGUGUUCCAACUGGACAUAAGCGGGGAAUGAUCGAAAUGGUCACUAACGCUGAAACUUUACGGAAAAUUCAAGUGGAAUUCGGUUUGACCGGCUCGUUCAAAGAUCGACCAAUUGCGGAGUGGUUGGCUAAACACAAUCCAUCUGAAUUGGAAUAUGAAAGAGCAGUAGCCAAUUUCACCGCUUCUUGUGCUGGAUAUAGUGUGGCGACAUACAUUCUUGGAAUCUGUGAUAGACAUAACGACAAUAUAAUGCUCAAGACAUCAGGGCAUCUGUUUCAUAUUGAUUUUGGCAAGUUUUUAGGGGAUGCUCAAAUGUUCGGAAACUUCAAAAGAGACCGCACGCCCUUUGUGUUAACGUCUGACAUGGCAUACGUUAUAAACGGUGGUGACAAACCCUCAGCAAAAUUCCAUCAUUUUGUGGAUUUGUGCUGUCAAGCGUUCAACAUUGUUCGAAAACACAGCAACUUGAUUCUCCAUUUGUUCGGACUGAUGGCUUCUUCUGGCAUCCCUGGUGUUACAAUGGAUGCAGUAAAUUAUGUCCAAAAAGCUUUGCUUCCCGGCCAAACAAAUCCGGAAGCUGCUGCAACUUUUGCUCGAAUGAUUGAAAGCUCACUCAAGAGUUGGUUUACACAGUUCAACUUUUUCCUUCACAACUUAGCACAACUCAGAUUUUCUGGUGAACAAAAUGAUGGUGAAUUACUAUCAUUUAUUCCUCGUACAUACACAAUGCUACAAGAGGGCCAAUUGACAAGUGUACAAGUCUAUGGAUACCAAAAACGCUAUGAUCCAGAAAAGUACUACAUGUACAUAUUAAGAAUUGAAAGAAAGGGACACGCUGAUCCUACUUACCUGUUCCGUUCCUAUAAAGAGUUCUGUGAAUUAUACCAAAAGCUAUGCAUUCACUUUCCUCUUGCUAAAGUUGCCGGCCUUCCAAGUGGGAUAAGCGUUGGACGUUCCAACAUCAAACAAGUGGCAGACAAGCGGCGUGCAGAUAUUGAAAAGUUUCUUCAGAGCUUAUUUAAAAUGGCACCAGAAAUAUCGCAGAGUGAUUUAGUUUACACAUUUUUCCACCCACUUCUUCGUGAUCAACAAAAUGCCGACAUCCAUCUACGGAAAGUCAAAGUUGGAAAUUGGUGGGCUGAAAAAAAAAUUCGCGAGGAUGGACAGAUGGGACAAAUAAAACUUUCUUUACACUACACACGAGGAGCCCUUUCAGUCAUGAUCCAUCACGCCCGUGGUCUACCAAAGGUUGCAAAUGCUCAGGAACCUAAUACUUAUGUGAAAGUGUAUCUAAAACCAGAUCCAACAAAAGCAACCAAACGAAAAACAAAAGUUGUUAAAAAGAACUGCCAUCCAUCUUUCAUGGAAAUGCUUGAGUACAGAAUGCCAAUUGAGGUAAUCAAGGAUCGUACAUUGGAGGCAACAAUAUGGAAUCACGACACCCUUCAAGAAAAUGAAUUUCUCGGUGGCAUCCGACUGCCACUAACGCGCUUAAAUCUCACAAAUGAAACUAUUGAGUGGUUUCCGUUGGGCAGUGUUCGCUGAUUUAUGAAGGUAACAAGAAUAUAAUGGAGUAAUCAUAUGGAUUUAUACGAAUUUUGAUAAAAGUUAAUGUUUAAGAUAUCGAAAGAAACGCGCAUGGGUAAUGAUACAAUUGUCUAAUUCAAAACUAUACUAAUCGUUGAAACUAAUUAUAAGAAUUGAAAAGUGAUAAUGAUUACGUUUCAAUUUAGUGUUGAACUUGCAAGGUAUGAAUUAAAAUUAUUGACCAAUUCAUUGUAGCUAUCUUGUUGGCGGAUAGAAUUCUUUGCAUUGCCCAACUAGAAAGUAUCUUAACUUUCAAAGGAAGUAUUUCGUCAUUUUACAUCCACAUGCAAUGCGUUCCAGUACAAUUAUUUACAUUUAUUAUCUCUUCAUCCAUGUGAAUCAAAGCGAUUGUUGAAUAACACGAAGAAAUUUGUGAAUAUUAUAUUGCACAAACUAGGGCUACCUAUUUUAAUAUUUGCUACUGUGGAGUCUUUUUUGUCAAUACCUUAUUUAUUUGAAGUGUGCAUGUAGAUAUGCACGUACAUGUACAUGUAGAUGAAUUCGUGCAUACUAAAAAAUUAUUGUGAUCAAUUGUAAUUGUACAUAGAAAAAUUUUCCAUAUACUGCCGAUUCAGAAUGUACUGAACGAAGUUUUUAUCUAUUAUCCACAUCACAUUACAAGUUGAACUUGCGUAUCAAUUUUACAAGUCCAUUCUUUGGUGUGAACAAUUGUCAUAUAAAUUAUACAUACAUAAUAUCCAUUUAUGAAGAAAUUUACUUAUAUGUAUACAUCCAAAAUAUUUCAUUUAUGUAGCAGUUCCUAAGGUGAUGUGAUAAGAAUGAGUAAUAGUUUUUGCUAAUCUUUUUUUUAUUGCUCUGAUUAUUUGAUACAGAAUAUGCGUUGUAAUUCAUUAAUGCACCACAAUUGUAAUGUAUGAACCAUUUCACCUGGAACAGCGAAACGGAUGUGAUCAACACAGAAAAAUGAGUGAUAGAUUAUAAGAACUCGUUUAGAGAAUUGAGUGAACGAGAUUGACGAGCCUAUCCGCAUCACGAAAUUAUGUCAUUAAUAUUUUGUAACAAUAUCGUCGUAAAUGCUUACGGGAUUCCCGGUAAAAUAUCUGUAUAAGUAAUUAAGUUUAUUGUCUGUUUUUCUCAUUUAAAAAUGCGAUCUUCAGUUUAUUAUGUUCUUUUUCCAUGUACACUUAAAAAGUGGAUGUUAGCACUUUUAUGUUUGAUCGAUUUUGAUCAUUGAUUAUGUAUACGUCUAAUUAUGUCUAAUUUAUUUUUUAUUUUUUCCAAUCACUGAUAUCAAUGUAUUCAACUCUAGACUAAACCGAAUCUAAAUAUGAUCAGACUGAUGGGUGCCUAUCGUAAUAACUGUAACGGUCUUUGCACGUUCUUGGGUAUUUUUUACCCGUGCUCUUCACAAGAAAUGAAUCAUUCACAUCUAUUAACUGGGGAUGAAAUUUACAAAAUUAUACAGCUAAUUAUUUCGCAUAAUUGAAAAAAAAUAUAUAUAUUCCAAAUAAAUAAAUGUUUUUGUUAAUUGA